AUGCCAGAGGAAGAUAAACCGAAAGCAAAUAAAUUCGGUCGGUGCAUUGAAGAGGUUAAUAAUGCAGUGAGGGCUGCCUACUCUUUGCGCAGAAGUCUAAAGAGCAUGGAGGAGUUUGUGGCAAAGAUGGAGGCCUACGAAUUCUCUGAGUCAUGCAGCAGAACUAUCAAAAGUCUGAAGGCCAAAGAGAGGAACUGGUUGUUCCACUUCUCAGAAAAGAACAUUGGAGAGAAACUCAGCGCCUCAAAGAGUGCCUUGGAGCUGGCCGCUGCAGAGAAGACUUUCUGCACGGCUCUUUGCGGGCUUGUCUCCUUUCUGCGUCCUGUUGGCGCAAAUGGAGCGCCAUACAAGAUAGUUGAGGCGGACAACCGCCUAUUUAUAAAGCCCUACAAGGACAGCAGCAAGCAUGAAAUUUCGCUUGCCUCCUAUGCGAAGAAAGGCCUCGCCCCCAAAGAGCAGCCUUCUGAUGCAGCCCAGGAUAAAGCCGAGCCUGCACAGAAACGCAUAUCCUUUAAGCUAGCCCCAGAGCAGAGUACAGCCUCUAAGAACUACAGUGUGCAUGGUCUCUCGGUUCCCGAGGAGGGCAGGAUUGAGGUAACCAUUGAGGAGCUUGAGUCCGAUGUUGGCAGAUGCAGCACGUGCACUUACACUUUGCUUGUUUUUUUGGUCGGCCUAGUUGUUGGAGUGUCACUUUUUUCGACUUUUUUAAUGCUCUUAUACUUUGACAAGAACGGGAUUGGAAUUGACUACAUAAAGGAGAUAUUCUUUGCGCGCUCGUGA
Molecule: messenger RNA, 780 nt
Organism: Nematocida major
Lineage: Eukaryota; Fungi; Microsporidia
Exons: 1
Coding region: 1-780 (259 amino acids)
Source: RefSeq, a predicted model, not a curated record